Daldinia caldariorum is the source of this 1993-nucleotide messenger RNA. RefSeq names its product glutamate decarboxylase. The transcript is spliced from 4 exons. Gene Ontology annotation, cellular component: cytosol. Gene Ontology annotation, biological process: L-glutamate catabolic process. NCBI's taxonomy places the organism in Eukaryota, Fungi, Ascomycota, Sordariomycetes, Xylariales, Hypoxylaceae. Bases 86 to 1639 code for a protein of 517 amino acids. Gene Ontology annotation, molecular function: pyridoxal phosphate binding; glutamate decarboxylase activity. The record is from RefSeq and is a predicted model, not a curated record.
ACUUUCUUUAAGUGCCAAAAAAACCCCUCGUCCCCUGGCGUGAAAAAAAUAAAAAUAAAAUAAAGAUAAAACAAAACAAAACAAAAUGGUGCAUCUUGCUAAGGUGCCCGCCAACGGGGAAAUCAGCACUCUACCAGAGGCUGUCAAGAAGAUCAACCUGCAGCUAAGCAACGACGACGAUAGCUACACGACUAGCGUCUAUGGCUCCAAGUUCGCCGCGGAAGACCUGCCCAAGCACGAGAUGCCCGAGGGGGAGAUGCCCAAAGAGAUUGCUUACCGCAUGAUCAAAGACGAGCUGAGCCUGGACGGCAACCCAAUGCUAAAUCUUGCCUCAUUCGUUACCACUUACAUGGAGGAGGAGGCUGAAAAGCUCAUGGCCGAGAGCUUCUCCAAGAACUUCAUCGAUUACGAGGAGUACCCCCAGUCGGCCGACAUCCAGAACAGAUGCGUGUCCAUGAUCGGGCGGCUCUUUCACGCGCCGACGGAGCACGAGGAGGGCGGCGGCGCGGUGGGGACCUCGUGCGUAGGGUCGUCGGAGGCCAUCAUGCUGGCGGUGCUGGCGAUGAAGAAGCGCUGGAAGAACCGGCGCGCGGCCGAGGGCAAGCCCACGGACCGGCCCAACCUCGUCAUGUCCUCCGCCGUCCAGGUGUGCUGGGAGAAGGCGACGCGCUACUUCGAGGUCGAGGAGAAGCUCGUCUACUGCACCCCCGACCGCUACGUCAUCGACCCCGUCCAGACCGUCGACCUCGUCGACGAGAACACCAUCGGCAUCUGCGCCAUCCUCGGCACCACCUACACCGGCGAGUACGAGGACGUCAAGGGCGUCAACGACCUGCUGGUGCAGCGCGGCCUCGACGUCCCCAUCCACGUGGAUGCCGCUAGCGGCGGGUUCGUCGCCCCCUUCGUCGUUCCCGACCUGGAGUGGGACUUCAGGCUCGAGAAGGUGGUCUCCAUCAACGUGUCGGGCCACAAGUACGGCCUCGUGUACCCGGGCGUCGGCUGGGUCGUGUGGCGGGACGCCAAGUACCUGCCGCAGGAGCUCGUCUUCAACAUCAACUACCUGGGGGCGGACCAAUCGUCCUUCACGCUGAACUUCUCCAAGGGCGCCAGCCAGGUGAUCGGGCAGUACUACCAGCUGAUCCGGCUGGGGAAGAAGGGGUACCGGGCCAUCAUGUCGAACCUGACGCGGACGGCCGACUACCUGUCCGAGGCGCUGAAGGCGCUCGGCUUCGUCAUCAUGAGCAAGAAGUCGGGCGAGGGCCUGCCGCUGGUGGCCUUCCGGCUGCCGGACAGCGCGACGGGGCGCAACUACGACGAGUUCGCGCUGGCGCACAAGCUGCGCGCCCGAGGGUGGGUGGUGCCGGCGUACACGAUGGCGCCGCACACCAACGACCUGAAGAUGCUGCGCGUGGUCGUGCGCGAGGACUUCACCAAGAACCGCUGCGACUCGCUCAUCACCGACAUCCGGUACUGCCAACAGCUGCUCGAGCAGCUGGACAAGGAGUCGAUCGCCAAGCAGGAGGAGUUUAUCCGGAAGCACUCCAUGAACAGCGAGCAGGCCACGCACAACCACCCGCGUUUCCGCAAAGAAAAGCAUUCGAUCCAGGGCAAGCACGGCAAGACGCAUUCGAUCUGCUAGUACUAAUCUAGUCGGUGUAUAGGGGAAGUAGAGUGCCUUAUAUUUCUAGGUUUUAGUAGAAUCAUGAUUAUUAAAAAAAUAAGGCUGGUUGGUAUAAGAAAAACUUGGGUAGGUUAAAUUAGUAUAUAGAGCUCUUCGUAGAUAUACUAUUAAAUAUCUUAUAGAUGACUUUUAUGACGAUGAUAUAUGCGAGUAUUAAAUUUCCUGCGAUGAUAUCUUUAGGUACUUACCUUGGUAUCUUAGUUAUCUACCUGGCACGUAGUUGAGAAAUACUAUGGAAAUUGGAUAUGGAUGUGAAAGUAGCUGUUUUCCUGUUUAUCUCGAAGUCGUGGGUUAGCAAACUUCAUUUCAAGG